Moneuplotes crassus is the source of this 782-nucleotide messenger RNA. The record is from the annotation of a GenBank genome assembly. NCBI's taxonomy places the organism in Eukaryota, Ciliophora, Spirotrichea, Euplotida, Euplotidae.
UAUUAUUAAAAAUGGGAGAAUCAAUCUCAACUGUCGAAUGCGGAACGAAGCAAAUCGAAGAUUCUAAAGAAUGCUCUGUACAGGCCCAAUUAGAGACACUAGACAUGAGCACGUUAGAUGCUGUGAACAACCAGCAUUUCGAAAGAUACAUGAAUGGCAGAGGUAAGAAGAGUGUCAGAGGUGACUUUGACAUUCCUCAUAAGAAGUUAUGGUUUAAGAAAGUAGCCAAGAAGGGAGCCCAAGCUGAUCAUAUAUCCCAUCUGUCAUUUCAGAAAAUGGCAAGGAAUGAGAAAAUGGCUAUUGAAUUUCUAAGUGGAGUCAAAGUAGACAAAAUCAAUAAAUUAUAUUUGAAAGGUAAAAUGAGCUUAGUAGACUUCAGUUUUUAUACCAGGAGUGCUAUGAAGUUCAUCUCAAAGACAGUUGUGCUAGUGAAGAUCACUUUUUUCAAGAUAUCCCACAAGGACUUUGGAAGAAUCUUAGUGGCCUGCAACAGUAAAUCAAAUUUACAGUUUAUGAAAUGUACAAUCACUGUUGACCAUCUUGACUACCUUGAUAAUGCUCAUCCUUCGAUCACCCAACUUGAUCUAUACAGGAGUACCAUCAUCCAGCCUGAAGAAGACACUGAGGACCUUAAUGGGCUCGUCCAGAAGAUAGCAGACUCCAAGCUCAAUGCCUGCUUAAAGAUCGUCAUCAUUACGCUUCCUCUACUGUAUCGCUGGGACAAAAGCACAGGUGAGAAGAGGAAUUAUGAAAUCGGAAACUUCACAGUAAAUAUUUGCUAA